CCUAGAGGCACACUUGAGACUAAACCAAUUCCAGCAGUCAAUAAGAAUGUGAUGAGGGACUGCCUAGUCCACAAGACUGUACCAGCUAUUAAGGCCAAGUGGCCAGAUUGGGCAAGCAAAGAAAUUUUCAUCCAGCAAGACAAUGCCACACCCCACAUAAAUAGUGUGGAUCCUGAAUUUGAGGAUGUAGCAAAUUCAGAUGGAUUUAAAAUCCAACUGAUUUGUCAACCAGCCAAUUCACCUGACACCAACAUACUAGACCUUGGCUUUUUCCGGGCUAUUCAAACACUGCAGCAUGAGAAACCAUGCUCUACUGUUAAUGAAUUGUUGGGAAAUGUGUAUAGCUCUUAUGAAGAGCUAUCACCACAGACCCUAAACAAGGUUUUCCUCUCAUUGCAAGCUUGCCUUACUCAAAUUCUGAUAUUCAGGGGUGGGAACAACUACAAAGUCCCUCACAUUAACAAAGACAGGUUGGAAAGAACAGAGGGGCUGCCUAAUGCAUUGGAUGUGGAUGAGAAGCUUGUGAGAGAUGUGCUGGAGUACUUACAGCUACCAGAGAACAAUGCAGGUGGUGCAUAUGACAUUGGACCUUUGUCUACUGCUUUUGGGUUCUAAAUAGAUAGGGGGAUGCAAUGAUGUGUUUUGGAAAUCAGGCCUUAUAUUUUUGGGUAGUAGGUGCUGAUUUUUUUGUG
This is a messenger RNA of Salvia hispanica, 692 nucleotides long. The record is from RefSeq and is a predicted model, not a curated record. Lineage: Eukaryota; Viridiplantae; Streptophyta; Magnoliopsida; Lamiales; Lamiaceae.